AUGGCAAGAGCGAAUUCAGCAUCCAGCUUCACUCCAGCAGUGACUCCAACAUCAGAAAUAUGCAGCUCUGGAAUCCAUCGAGUACCUGCCGUCGCUCCAACCGAGGACCCGCCUGCCCAGGGACUAGUAGUUGCUGUUCCCACACUGUCAAUUACAAGUACUACAACAGUCGAACCAGCUAUCCUAACCCCAGUCAACACACCAGCAAGCAAUUCUCUCGAAUAUGCGCUUGUAGCCCGGGUGGGGCCUGCUGCUGUAGUGCCUCCGCCUCCGAUUGUCAAUCCUGUGGUCAAUCCUGUUCCGCCCGCACCCGCGCCCGCGCCUACUUCUUCGGUUUCAUCUAGAACAACGAGUACCAGUGUUACACAUGCAAUGACGUCGUUUAGCAAUAUGCCCUUCGUCACUGUGCAGUGGGUCGAGACAUUCGUUGGCGGUACCUAUUCGACUUGGUGGCCCCACACUAUUUCUAUUGACUUCAAGCCGCAAAGAUCCGUGGCUCCAGCUCCGGGCAGAGGAGAGAUCGGUAUGGGGACCUUGACAGGCAAGACUGGUCAGACUCAGACCGUCGUAGAAGUGGUGGCUGCUGCUCCUACACACGACUCGGGGUGGGCUAAGGGCGUCGCUGCUAUGGUCGGUGUCGGUAUCAUGGGCAUUUUCUGAGAUACAGGGUUGGGAUCGAAUCAGAAUUAUGAGUCUAGUUAUGCGGUGGAUGAUAUGGAAGAUCGAGGCCUAUUUCGCCAAAUAUCCGUUGGGACACGUUAAUACGGCGAAUUACAAAAUGUAACGACUUAUGAGAGAGAUGCCUACUGUACAACAGAGAUAUCGGGAAGUAGCAGGGAGCGACAAGGGUUGUAGUAGUUGUAACGUUGGACAAGUUGCUCAAGUCCGAGUAAAAUGCGAG
This is a messenger RNA of Bipolaris sorokiniana ND90Pr, 901 nucleotides long. RefSeq lists its product as uncharacterized. The record is from RefSeq and is a predicted model, not a curated record. NCBI's taxonomy places the organism in Eukaryota, Fungi, Ascomycota, Dothideomycetes, Pleosporales, Pleosporaceae. The transcript is spliced from 2 exons. The coding region runs from base 1 to 660 and encodes 219 amino acids.